AAUUUUAUGGUAAGAACUAAGAAGUAUAACUUGAUCUUAAGGGAAAAGGUCAACGGACUCCCUUCUAAAGUCAACGUGAGUGCACAGUGAGAUGGAAAUCCCCAAAUUAGUUCACAAACCCUAAUUUCUUUCUUCUUCUUCUUCCAAUUUUUUCCCCAGCAAGUGUGGGAUAUUUGCUCAUCUUCAUCUUCCCCAAAUCCUCAAAAUUGAAUCCUAUACAACAACUAAUCUCAUUAACAGAUUUGUGUUGGAUCUCUCUAAGCAUAAUUGUUUUUUUUUUGGAAGUUUCGGAGAAUGAGUAGAAGAUAUCUAGCACGAUAUUUGGUAUCUAGAUACUUCUCAUCUUCGGUUUCUUCACGUCCUCUGCACGUUUGCAUCGUUGGGAGUGGACCUGCUGGUUUCUAUACUGCUGACAAGUUGUUGAAGGCGCAUGAAGGAGCACGCAUUGAUAUUAUCGAUCGGUUGCCUACACCUUUUGGACUUGUUCGCUCCGGUGUUGCGCCUGAUCAUCCUGAAACUAAGAUUGCUAUUAAUCAGUUCUCACGAGUUGCACAACAUGAGCGUUGCUCUUUCUAUGGGAAUGUAAAGCUUGGAUCGGAUUUAUUACUUUCUGAGCUACGAGAUUUGUAUCACGUUGUUGUACUUGCACAUGGUGCUGAAAGUGACAAAGAUCUUGGCAUUCCAGGUGAGACUUUGAGUGGCAUAUACUCUGCAAGAGAAUUCGUUUGGUGGUAUAAUGGGCAUCCCGACUACAGCAGUUUGAAACCUGACUUGAAAAGUUCCGACACAGCUGUCAUCCUUGGCCAGGGUAAUGUAGCUCUAGAUGUUGCUCGGAUUCUCUUAAGACCGACAACAGAGUUGGCGUCAACUGAUAUUGCUAGGCAUGCUUUAUCUGCGCUGGAAGAAAGCUCUAUAAGGAAGGUGUUUCUCGUCGGAAGACGGGGGCCAGUUCAAGCAGCAUUGACUGCUAAAGAGCUUCGAGAAGUUCUCGGGAUUAAGAACAUGCAUAUUCGAAUAAAGGAGACUGACUUGAGUGUAACUCCUGCUGAUGAGGUAGAAAUGAAAAAUAGUAGAAUCAGAAAGAGGAUUUAUGAAUUACUGUCCAAGGCUGCAGCAGCAGCAGGAACAUCUGAAUCAGACCCUGAUCAACGAGAGCUGCACUUUGUUUUCUUCCGCCAACCUGACCGGUUUUUAGAGUCGAAUGAAAGGAAGGGCCACGUUUCCGGUGUAAACUUGGAAAAAACCAUUCUUGAAAGUGCUGGAAGCGGAAAACAACUUGCAGUUGGUACCGGAGAGUUUGAGGAUCUUAACUGCAGUUUGGUGCUGAAGGCCAUUGGUUACAAGUCGGUUCCAAUCAACGGUUUACCCUUUGAUCACAAGAAAGGUGUUGUCCCGAAUGUAAGAGGUCGAGUGGUUAGUCAAACGUUAGAAAGCUUAUCACAGACUGAGCCGGGCUUAUAUGUAUGUGGAUGGCUCAAAAGAGGACCAGUAGGCAUAAUUGCCACAAACCUAUACUGUGCUGAGGAAACGGUUGGUAGCAUAAGCGAAGACAUUGAAGAAGGUGUUUUUAAGAGCUCAAAGGAAGGAAGCAAAGGACUGAUGCAAUUGCUGGAGAAGAGAGAGGUGAAGAAGGUAGAUUAUAGUGGGUGGGAGAAGAUUGAUGCCAAGGAAAAACAAAUGGGGACUGAGAGAAACAAACCCAGAGAGAAGUUAGUCACAUGGGAGGAUCUUUUAGCAGCAGCAGCAGCCAACUAGAUCAUUCUUAUUUUUUCAGUUAAUAAAAUCACUGAAUUUUUUUUUUGGUAGGAUUUAAUAAAAUCAAUCAUAUACAAGUGUGGUAAUUAGUAAACAAAGUUAUUUUUUCAAAUACAAUCCAUAUUGUUUUACUUAAUGUAAUAUGUGUUAUUAUUAUGUUUA
This is a messenger RNA of Camelina sativa (false flax), 1917 nucleotides long. Its product is annotated as NADPH:adrenodoxin oxidoreductase, mitochondrial. The record is from RefSeq and is a predicted model, not a curated record. NCBI's taxonomy places the organism in Eukaryota, Viridiplantae, Streptophyta, Magnoliopsida, Brassicales, Brassicaceae. Gene Ontology annotation, molecular function: oxidoreductase activity.